CUUCUUUUCAUUGAGUGGUUUUGGUGUGCUGGUCAUGUUCCUUUGUGCAUGAUGGAACGACCGGACUAUGGAGACUAUGGAAACAGCGAGGACCAGCUCACCGUUGGCAUUCAGAUCAUCCAGCGUGCCUUUCAACGGAAGGUCAAUAGCCUGGAGCAAGAGAUCAAGAAGAUGGAGCUCACCUGCGAGGAGCACCGUGCCACGGUGGCCAAUUUGGACCGAAAGACCUCGUCCCUGCAGGUGGAGCUGGUGGAGUCCAAGGAACGCUGGGAACAGCUGCAGGACGAAGAGAAGGAGCUCUACAAGACGUUGGGCUCAUUGAAGAAGCAAAUCCUCAGGCUGGAGAAUCUGAAAGCUGCAGUGCUGAAGGAGAUACAGGAUGACCAGCACAAGGAGGCAGAGCUUGGCGAGUUGAAGUCUCUCAUGAGUGAUGAGUACUUCCGAGGCACCAUGCCACUCACCGCUGGUGAAAUGGGCUACGGGCCCUCGAGGGAUCCACCACGCGACCCGCGAGAUUUCCCACGCGAUCCGCGGGAUGCGCGGGGCUUUGGGCAGGCCUUCCCAGAAGCGCCUCCACAUGCGCGGAUGCCCGCUCCCCUGCCGUCACACAGCGACUCGCGCGACGCGCGCGACGCGCGUGAUGCACGGCCACCAGUGGUGGAUGGGAAGGCCUUCUUCAGGUUAGCCAGAUCGCGCCUGCCCAUUGAGGACUUCAACAAGUUCCUCGCGAGCAUCAAGCGCCUGAACAACCAGCAGCAGUCCCGCGAGGAGACCAUGAAGGAAGCCAGCAGGAUUUUCGGCCCCGAGCGAUCCGAUCUGUUUCGCGACUUCGAGGCGUUGCUGACGCGACAUGGCAUGUGAGAGCAGCCUGAUUUCGAGCGUGCUGGUCUCGACAACUUUUUUUUGCGGCCGAGAACUUCCCUCUGAACAAGGGUCAUCGGAUUCCUGAAGGUGGUGACUCAGGUAUUUACAGUAUAUUGCAGGUGUAUUUCCAUAU
Messenger RNA from Durusdinium trenchii, 997 nucleotides. The record is from the annotation of a GenBank genome assembly. Lineage: Eukaryota; Dinophyceae; Suessiales; Symbiodiniaceae.